AUGCCAGGAUUCCUUGCUCUGCUUGAUGCUGCAUUUGGUCUCCUUGCCGUGGUCAUCCUGAAGAAAUUCGUCUCCAGGAAAGCUGCGCCAUUACCUCCUGGUCCGCGCAAGCUACCACUGAUCGGCAAUCUCCUGGACAUUCCUGCAAAACAAGAAUGGUUUACCUUUGCGGAAUGGGGUAAAAAAUGGGGUGACAUUAUAUCUGUAUCUGUCUUAGGUCAACAAAUGAUCAUCCUCAACUCAGCUGAGGUGGCGAUAGAUAUGCUUGACAAGAAGAGUUCAGUAUACUCUGACAGACCAGUGAUGCAGAUGGGCGGCGAGCUAGUAGGAUGGAAGAACACCCUUGUUCUGAUCCCAUACGGCGAUCGCUUUCGUAACUAUCGCAGGCUCUUCCACCAGAGUAUAGGAACCCCCGCAUCCAUGUCCGAAUUUCAUGCGGUUGAAGAGAAGGAGACGCACCGCUUUCUGAAGAACGUCCUGGCGCAACCCGAGCAUCUGGCCGAUCAUGUGCGCAGAACCGCGGGAGCCAUUAUCCUGCGUAUUUCGCAUGGCUAUGAAAUCCAGGAGAACAAAGAUCCCUUUGUGACGCUGGCGGAUGAAGCUACGGAGCAGUUCUCGCUGUCAACUGCGCCGGGAGGAUUUCUCGUGAAUCUCAUACCUGCCCUCCGCCAUGUGCCUGGCUGGGUCCCCGGAGCUGGCUUCAAGAAGACAGCCGCAUCAUGGGCGAAGACUCUGGCAAUGAUGGCAGAUGGCCCUCACGAAUGGGUGAAAGAGCAAAUGAAACUCGGAACCGCUGAGGUCUCUUUCACAUCUCGGCUGCUAGGCGAAGAGUCAGAUCUAACGCCGGAACGCGAACACGACAUCAAGUGGUCCGCCGCUUCGUUGUACUCCGGUGGCGCUGAUACUACCGUAGCUGCCAUCUAUGCUUUUUUCCUCGCGAUGGUCCUUCAUCCAGACGUCAUGUUAAAAGCACAGGAAGAGAUCGACACGGUCGUUGGGUCAGACAGACUACCCACUUUCUCCGACCGCGACGCGCUACCGUAUACCAAUGCGGUCGUGCUAGAGGUCCUCAGGUGGCAUAGCGUGACUCCGACAGGUGUACCCCAUCGUGUCACUGAAGAUGAUAUCCACAACGGCUACCUAAUACCAAAGGGCGCAUUGAUCAUCCCGAACGUUUGGGGAAUGUCGCAUGACCACAAGGUCUACUCCGACCCCUUCAGUUUCAGGCCAGAAAGGUUUUUAGGUCCACAGCCGGAACAAAAACCAACAUAUAUGUGUUUCGGAUUUGGGAGAAGAAUAUGUCCGGGUCGCGUUCUCGCAGACGCUUCUCUCUUCAUCUCGUGUGCCAUGUCGCUGGCGGUGUUCGAGAUCACCAAGUUCGCAAAGGACGGACUUAUCUACACCCCAACCCCAGAACAAACGACAGGGACCAUAAGCCACCCCAAGCCCUUCAAGUGCACGAUCAGACCGAGGUCAGCGAAGGCUGAGCAACUGAUCACUUCGAGCGAGUCGUAG
Messenger RNA from Cyclocybe aegerita, 1515 nucleotides. The record is from the annotation of a GenBank genome assembly. Lineage: Eukaryota; Fungi; Basidiomycota; Agaricomycetes; Agaricales; Hemipholiotaceae.